This is a messenger RNA of Paramecium sonneborni, 595 nucleotides long. The record is from the annotation of a GenBank genome assembly. Lineage: Eukaryota; Ciliophora; Oligohymenophorea; Peniculida; Parameciidae.
AUGUCGAUUAAACAACAAAAAUUUGAUUCUAACUUUUACACAAAAUUAAAUAAUUUAGAAUAAAGAUUCUAUUAAUAAGAAGCAGAUAAAGAAGAUUUAGAGCAACUAGUAUUAAGUAUUGGAGAACUUGUGAUGUUUUAUGAUUUAAAAAAGGAUCCGAUCAAAUAAUAUUUUUUAGAAAAAAUGUAAUUCAUUUUAUCAAGGCCUUUUACAUUGUUAAAUUUGAAAGAUUAAAAGGCCUUAAAUUAAAAUAAAACCCCUUUAACUCAUAGGCAUCAACAUAAUUUUUCAUUGCCAGUUUUAAAGUUGGAAAAACAAGCACAAGUUCAGUCAGAUCUAAACAACAGUUUUGAAAAAAUAAAAGUAAUGCAGGAAGUAUAAAAUUAUUAAAUUUUAGGAUUAUGAAAUGCAAUAAAGAGAUUAAGAGGAACUGAUCCAUCAUGAUAUUGAUAAUUAAAUGAGUGCAUUAAAAAAAAAGAUUAUUAUUAGAAAUCAGAAUAGAAAUAACCACAAUCAUGUAAAUCAUUCUUCUAAAUUUGUUUCUAAUUCCAAGUUAAGUGAUACAAAAACAAGUGAUGAAGAAUAAACAAAAUGA